AUGGAAGCCAUUAAAUGGAAGGCGUUGAUGUGCUUUUUAAAACGUAAACUGAUGCGAGUAGUGGCGCCAAAAACUUUUGUUUACAAUUUAAUCUCCACAAAAAGAAAAUUAAGUUUUAAUUGCACUAGCGAAGUCGAUGAUAUCUCGAAAAGAUUAAGUAAAAGGCAGACUGCAUUUCUUGUAUGUGGAAGUUGUCAAGUUAAAUGUAGUCACUUGACUUUUAACUUUCACAGAACUUUGUCAAAUAUUAAGUUUUCGUCAUCCAUAAAAAUACUUCAGAAGAAGAAAUCUCAAGGUUAUCUGAAGAUUUUGAAUAUGCGCGGGUGGAAAUCCUUUGAAAUGUUUUCUGUCGAAGAAAUUAAAUGUCGUCCAUUUUUCUUUCUUCUUAAUCCACCUCCAUCGCAGCCCGCAAAACGAUUUACUCUUGCGGAAAUGAUAUUUCAAGAGCCAUCAAAGAUAACUGUAGAAUGA
Clunio marinus is the source of this 471-nucleotide messenger RNA. Lineage: Eukaryota; Metazoa; Arthropoda; Insecta; Diptera; Chironomidae. The record is from the annotation of a GenBank genome assembly.